GCCACAUAUAUAUGUAUAAGAACGGUCAAUAUAUUCUUCGUGUUCUUCUUCGUCUUGUUCCCAGUUCCGUCUGUUACUCCGCUUUUCCACCAAAGGACUCAACUCCAUUAUUGAGCACCAUGGAAGCUCUGGCAUCCUCAACAACAACCGCCAUACUAUCUCCUUCUCUCCCAAUCUUUUCCCCUCUCAAAUCCAAUCGCCUUUCCUCCAAACGCAUCCUCCGCUUCUCCGCCUCUCCCAGAGGUAACGGGAACGAGCCCGAUCUCCGAUCCAAUUCCAAUGACUCGAGCCUGGUACCGAUCCUUUCCCAGGAUGCGGCGAUGGGAUUGGUUCUGAGCGCGGCGAACGUUCGAGGAUGGACUACCGGGUCGGGGAUGGAAGGGCCAUCGGUUCCGGCGGGUUCGAACCCGGAAACCGGAAUGGAGCAGGUAUCUACCUUCCCUUGGUCCCUCUUCACGAAAUCGCCACGACGUCGUAUGCUAGUUGCCUUCACUUGUAAAGUCUGCGGACAACGCACAACUCGCGCCAUCAAUCCUCAUGCUUAUACAGACGGCACAGUCUUUGUUCAGUGUUGUGGAUGCAAUAUAUAUCACAAACUGGUGGAUAAUUUGAACCUGUUUCAUGAUAUGAAAUGCUAUGUGAAUUCAAGCUUUAAUCCAAAUCCAGAUAACAGCCUUGGGUUUAAGUAUUUUGACUUGGAUGAUGACAAUGAAGAUGAUAUACCACAGCAUUUUUAAGGUGAAGUUUAAGGAACCAGAAAACAAAAAAAGUUUGCAGUUCUGUAUAUUCCAUUGUCUCCUAUCACCAUAGAUGCCUGCCUUAUUGCUCUUGUAAAUACUCUGUACACUUGUAUCCUAAGUUAAUAAGUCUGCUCAAUAAGUAUUACUAGUGAUUGAUAUGUAAAGGACCUGCGAUUCAUACCGUAUUUGUAUUGCUAGAUACUCCUCUGAUCUCUAC
Ipomoea nil (Japanese morning glory) is the source of this 957-nucleotide messenger RNA. RefSeq lists its product as uncharacterized. Gene Ontology annotation, molecular function: zinc ion binding; protein-folding chaperone binding. Lineage: Eukaryota; Viridiplantae; Streptophyta; Magnoliopsida; Solanales; Convolvulaceae. The record is from RefSeq and is a predicted model, not a curated record. The coding region runs from base 12 to 737 and encodes 241 amino acids. Gene Ontology annotation, cellular component: mitochondrion. Gene Ontology annotation, biological process: protein stabilization; protein import into mitochondrial matrix; protein folding. The transcript has 4 exons.